Paecilomyces variotii is the source of this 523-nucleotide messenger RNA. RefSeq lists its product as hypothetical. The record is from RefSeq and is a predicted model, not a curated record. The transcript is spliced from 3 exons. The coding region runs from base 71 to 523 and encodes 150 amino acids. Lineage: Eukaryota; Fungi; Ascomycota; Eurotiomycetes; Eurotiales; Thermoascaceae.
CUCUACGUAGGCAAAGAAGUAACUCCAACUGGGUAGCCGAAUAUGUAUGUGAUAUGUUAUAGUUAUCAGCAUGCUUCCCGUUGUGUUCUUCUGGCUCUGGCUCAAUCUACAGCUCUUUAAUGUACCGAACCAGCCUACCAGCUUCUCUCAUCGACGACGAAGUCAACAAACCGUGGAUGCUUAUUCCAUCAAAGAGAAUCAUGCCCAGCGGAGCUCGCUAUUUUCUGUUGUGUUUGAUUCCCACCGUGCUGCUCUGUGCCUAUCUUCAAGGGGUCGUCUGGCAUGGUUUCUGCCUGAUCGUCCUGACAUGGAUAUAGAGGACCUGGGCGAUCAGGCGGGAAAUCGUCUGGGGGGACCAAAAACACUUCUCGCUAGUCAUGGGGUGACGACUUCGCAUGAUGGACCAUCUGCAGCAGCGUUCUGUUCUGGUGGCGCUGAGCUUCUGUAUGUGCGUCAGGGCCAUCAGAUAGGCAGGCCAGCUAAGGCAUCUUACGAUUUCUUUGUCCUACAGUUAGAGGCUUAG